AUGGAGAGUCAACCACUUCCCAAAAAGACUAAAGCUCCACCUCCAACGCCUGAAGAGAUUGAAAGAAGGCGAGAAGCAAGGAAGAAUGAAGUGAUACCGCCAGGAGUAUCCAGACGUGAAUGGAAAAAGCAACAAAAACUUCAGCGAUGGGAAGAAACUAAAGACCAAUAUCGACAAGAUAUGAGAUUGAAAAAGAAACAACAACGCGAACGAAAACGCGAAAGACUCAGGAACGAUGAUGAAUACCGCAAUAGCGUUGCCAAGAGACCAAAAAGUCAGAUUGCCACAAAUGUAAACAUCGCCAUUGAUUGUGAAUUCGAUGAUUUGAUGAACCAAAAGGAGAUUGUAUCAAUGGCGAACCAGAUCAGGUCCUGCUAUUCAUCAAUGAGACAUUGCCAAUAUGAGUUACCUAUCCAGAUUCUAUCCUUCAAUAAGCGGCUCAAAGAGAGGUACGAAACUUCGAACCCUGAAUACACCUCAUGGAAAGGAAUCAACUUUCAAUCAGAACGCCUAGCUGAUCUAAUAACGCCAGAAAACAAACACCAAUUUGUUUAUUUGACUGCUGACACCGACAACGACAUUCAAGAGUUGAGUUCGGGUAAGACGUAUAUCAUCGGUGGGAUAGUCGACAAGAAUCGACACAAGAACUUGUGUUUUAAUAAAGCUAAGGAAAUGGGAUUGGCAAUGGCACGGUUGCCCAUUGGGCAGUAUAUAAAAAUCAAUAGUCGGGACGUGUUGGUGACUUCACAUGUGUAUGAGAUUAUGUGCCGUUGGUUUGAAUGUAAAGAUUGGCGAGAGGCAUUCAAUAAGGUCUUGCCGCCUAGAAAAGUGGUUCAAGGUGACGAUGAGAAGGAUGAUAUGAAUGGUGAGGAAGUAAAAAGAAAAGGUUGGUAA
Lodderomyces theae is the source of this 894-nucleotide messenger RNA. Its product is annotated as tRNA (guanine(9)-N(1))-methyltransferase. The transcript has a single exon. Lineage: Eukaryota; Fungi; Ascomycota; Pichiomycetes; Serinales; Debaryomycetaceae. Gene Ontology annotation, molecular function: tRNA binding. The coding region runs from base 1 to 894 and encodes 297 amino acids. The record is from RefSeq and is a predicted model, not a curated record. Gene Ontology annotation, cellular component: nucleus. Gene Ontology annotation, biological process: tRNA N1-guanine methylation.